UCAUCCCAAAGGAUUCCCGGAGUGCUGCGCGGCCUGUGUUGGGGACUAUGAAGAUGGCGGCGAUUGGGGUGCAUUUGGGGAGCACUAGUAGCUGUGUGGCGGUGUAUAAGGAUGGUCGGGCUGACGUUGUAGCAAAUGAUUCAGGUGACCGUGUGACUCCAGCAAUUGUUGCUUACAGAGAAAAUGAGAAGGUCGUCGGCUUGGCUGCAAAGCAAGGCAGAAUCAGAAAUGCUACAAACACUGUUGUGAAAGUCAAACAGAUUCUUGGCAGAUGUUUUGACGAUCCUCAAGUUCAGAAGCAUCUAGCUGAAAGCAAGUGUUCGCUGAUCAAUAAGGAUGGCAAACCCAGAUAUGAAAUUGAUACCGGAGAGCAGCUCAAGGUCAUUGCUCCAGAGGAGGUUAUGCAGCUGAUUUUUGAAAAAAUGAAAGAAACUGCGCAGUCAGCGCUAGGCUCAGAUGUAAAUAAUGUUGUUAUAACUGUCCCAUUGGACUUUGAGAAGAACCAGAAGAAUGUGCUAAGGCAAGCAGCCCAGGCAGCUGGUUUCAAUGUGCUGCGACUGAUUCACGAACCUGCAGCAGCACUUCUUGCGUUUGGAGUCGGGCAGGAUGCACCAUCGGGAAAGAGUAAUGUACUUGUUUACAAGCUUGGAGGUUCGUCCCUCUCUAUCACGGUAGUAGAAGUUAAUAGUGGCAUGUACCGGGUCCUUGCCUCUCACGCUGAUGACAGCAUAGGAGGAGAGUGUUUCACAGAAACCUUGGCACAGUACCUAGCAUCAGAAUUUCAGAGGUUAUUUAAACACAAUAUAAAGGAAAGUCCAAGAGCCAUGAUGAAGCUUAUAAAUAGUGCUGAAGUUGCUAAGCAUGCAUUGUCAACUUUGGGAAGUGCAAACUGUUUUGUAGAUUCACUUCAUGAAGGUUUGGACUUCGAAUGUGCUGUAUCCAGGGCACGAUUUGAAUCUCUGUGUGCUACACUGUUUAGCCAAAGUAUCCAACCUAUCGAGAAGCUUGUAGAAGAAGCAGGACUUUCACAAAGUGAUAUUUCUAAGGUUGUGCUCUGUGGGGGCUCAGCCCGCAUUCCAAAAUUGCAGCAGAUGAUUCGAGACUUGUUCCGAGACGUCGAUUUGCUGAACUCCAUCCCUCCCGAUGAAGUGAUUGCAGUUGGUGCUGCAACUGAGGCUGCCUUGCUGUUGGGGAAGGAGAGCAUUGCACUGGAGGAGGAGGGUCUCAUCGUGGAGUGCUCAGCCCGAGACAUUCUCGCUAAGGAGACUGACGUGACUGGCUCUGACACCUACACCGUCGUGUUUCCAUCGGGUACUCCACUCCCAGCGAGAAGACAGCAUGCAUUCCGGGCGCCAGGGACCACACCAUCUGUGUGUCUCGAGCUUUACCAGUCUGGCGGAAAGGGAUGCGAAACAGUGAGAGACAAAGUGGCACAGGUUGUCCUCAGAGAUUUACAACUGAAAGAAAGCAGCAACCAUGAAAUCCUAGCUAUACUUACCAUGAAAAGGGAUGGUUCACUUCACGUAACGUGUACUGAGCAGCAAACAGGAAUCUCAGAGGCAAUCGCUAUCGAAGUUGCAUCAUAGCUGACUGACAAGAAAGGAACUGCUUUAACCUCGUGAUCCAAAUUGUUGAGGGAUCCAUUUUGUACCCACCAAUUCUGGGUUUGUUUAUGAAAUGUAGUGUUCUGUUUCUUUAAAAAAGAACGUGGACUGUGGUCAAAUGUAGAUCCUGCUUUGAUCUUGAACUCAAAAUAUGCAGGUGCUGGAAAUUGGAAAUAAAUUCUGGAAAUAUUCAGCAGGUCAAGUUGCAUCAACCAAGAGGAGCAGAAAUGUUUCAGUUCAUUGGAGUUUUGUUGUGAUAUUGUAACAUUCUGAUGUAAACUGAAUAUUGUCUGAAACAAGGUAUCAGUCCUUUAUAAAGUUUUGUUCCAUCAUUUAGUUCAGGGGGCUGAUCUCCUUUUGGUUAUCAGGAAUAAAUCCUGUGCAAAGUGAAAUGUGAUGUUCAUUGAAGGGUCUCUCUACCUUUGGGUUAAUAAUUUGGAAAUGUGCUGAGGGAUGAGAACAGGACAAGCUAUGGCAUUCCUGAGCCAGUUUCUGAACUUGACAGUUUAUACCAGUGCAUUUCUGUGCCGUUGUUCUUCAUUGCCAUGACAACUACAUUAUACAGUAACUUGUACUGUAUAAGCUUCAUGUACAUAGAACAGUACAACACACUAUGGACCCUUCAGUCUAUGAUGCGCUGUCCUAUAUAAACACUCCAUGGUCCAUCUAUCCCUUCCCUCUUACACAGCCCAAACCCUCCAUCCAUGUGCCUCCAAGAGUCUUUUAAGUGUCCCUAAUGUACCUGCUUCUACCAUCACCCCUGACCUACCUUUGACAUCCCUCUAUACUUUUCUUCAUUCACCUUAGAAUGAUGUCCUCGUAUGAGCCUUUGCUGUCCUGGGGGGUGGGGGGGAUCUCUGGCUGUCCACUCCAUCUAUGCCUAUCAUAAUCUUCUACUCCUCCAUCAAGUUGUCUCUCAUCCUCCUCAACUCCAAAGACAAAAGCCCUAGUUCGCUCAUCCUUUCCUCAUAAGAAAUCGGGCAGCAUCCUGGUAAAUCUUCUCUGCACAGACUUCCAGAUGUUCUUGUCAAUUUAGCCUUGCCAGUGUGUUCUGUGCAAAAACAAAACCUACCUCGGACUUUUCUUCUCCGUUCACCUUAAACAGAUAUCCUCUGGUUUUGGGACAUAGAUGACAGAAAAAUGGAGGGAAGAGUUAGAUUGAUCGCGGAGUAGGUUAACAGGUUAGCACAACGUUAUGGGCCUGUAUUGUGCCUGUAGGUUCUAUAUUCUCUUGCCACCCUGGGGAAAAGGCACUGGUUGCCCAUUCUUUUUAUGCCAUUCCUUUGUCAAGGUGCCUGUCAUCCUAUGAGGUGUGGUUUGUAGUGCUGACCUGGCUACAGUUGAAUCUACUGUGGGAUGCUAUGCCACAAGCGGUGGAUGGGACAGUGCUGUUAUCAUAUCGUUGCCGGAACUCAGAGUGGUGAGGAGCCAGACUGGAAAACACCAGAAGAGUGUGUUGUGGAGGGAGCAGUCAUACAGUUGUAAUGUACAAAUACACUGCCUUUAAGUGAAUGCUUCCAAUAAAACAGUUUCAACAGACGACAACUGCGUCAUGUGCAGUUUGAUGACCCUCAAGUGUGGUGAUUA
Molecule: messenger RNA, 3191 nt
Organism: Mobula hypostoma (lesser devil ray)
Lineage: Eukaryota; Metazoa; Chordata; Chondrichthyes; Myliobatiformes; Myliobatidae
Gene: hspa14
Product: heat shock protein 14
Exons: 14
Coding region: 48-1586 (512 amino acids)
Cellular component (GO): nucleus; cytoplasm; cytosol
Molecular function (GO): ATP-dependent protein folding chaperone; ATP binding
Source: RefSeq, a predicted model, not a curated record